GGAAGUGAGGGCGGGGAAGGAGAGGAAGUGGCGUCAGGAAGGGCGGAAGUGAAGGGCGGCAGACCGGAAGUCGGGCUCAUGAUGGGCGAGAAGAAAACGUCGGCGCGCGUUCCCGAGGGCUGCCCCCGGCGGGUCCUGGACGCUCCCGCGCGGCAGCGGCGGCUGCACCGGCAGCUCGAGGCGCUCGAGAGCGACAAUUUCGGGGACGAUCCCGCGGCGGGGCUGCCCCGGCCCGGGAAGCGGCUGCCCAACUUCAGCGACACCGCCGAGACCGGGAAGAAGAAGAAGAAAACUCGGGGCGAUCACUUCAAGCUGCGCUUCCGCAAGAACUUCCAGGCCCUGCUGGAGGAGCAGAACCUGAGCGCCUCCGAGGGCCCCAACUACGUCACGGCCGGGGCGGCGCCGUCGCGGCUGCCCCAGCGCCACUUCUGCGCCGUCUGCGGCUUCCCCUCGGGCUACACCUGCGUCACCUGCGGGGCCAGGUACUGCUGCACGCGCUGCCUGGGCACCCACCAGGACACCAGGUGCCUGAAGUGGACGGUGUGACCCCGCCCCCAAUAUGGCUGCCAUGGCCACGCCCACAACAUGGCUGCCGCUGUGACUCCGCCCCAAAAUGGCCGCCGUGAACGUGUCUCGUUUGGUCCCGCGCGUGAUACCCCCAAUAUGGCUGUUGUGGCUCCACGCCCAAGAUGGCUGCUUUGACUCCGCCCCAAGAUGGCCGCCUUGGCCACACCCACCCCAAGAUGGCUGCCAUGGCUCCCCCCCCCCCAUAGCCUCACCUCCAAGAUGGCCGCCAUUACCACACCCCCAAUAUGGCCAAAUUAACCCCACCCAGUCCAAAAUGGCUGCCAUGGCCACACCCCCAAGAUGGCCGCCCUGGCCACCCCCACCCCAAAAUGGCUGAAUUAUCCCCGCCCACCACAAUAUGGCUGCCAUGGCCACACCCACCCAAAAUGGCUGCAUUGGCCGUGCCCUCAAGAUAUUCAAAUUAGCCCCACCCACCCCAAGAUGGCCACCAUGGCCACACCCACCCCAAGAUGGCCACCAUGACCACACCUCAAGAUGGCCGCCAUGGUCGUACCCCAAAAUGGCCGCCUUGACCCCGCCCAUUCCAAGAUGGCCGCAUUGGCCCUGCCCUCAAGAUAUUCAAAUUAGCCCCACCCAUCCCAAGAUGGCCGCCAUGGCUACACCCCCAAAAUGGCUGAAUUAGCUCUGCCCACCCCAAGAUGGCCGCCAUGGCCACGCCUCAAGAUGGCCGCCAUGGUCACACCCCAAAAUGGCCACCUUGCCCCACCCACCCCAAGAUGGCCGAAGUAGUCCCGCCCACCCAAAGAUGGCUGCCAUAGCCCCACCCCCAAGAUGGCUGCCAUAGCCACACCCCAAUAUGGCAGCCAUGGCCCCACCCUCAAGAUGGCCGCCAUGGCCCCAAAAUGGCCACCAUGACCUCACCCUCAAGAUGGCCGCCAUGGCCACACCCCCAAGAUGGCCGCCAUGGCCACACCCACAAAAUGGCUGCCAUGGCCCCGCCCACCCCAAAAUGGCCGCCAUGUCCACACCCCCAAGAUGGCGGCCGAGCCCCUUUGAGCCCAAAUCUGAAUUUUUUCCCACCAAAA
Taeniopygia guttata (zebra finch) is the source of this 1613-nucleotide messenger RNA. Lineage: Eukaryota; Metazoa; Chordata; Aves; Passeriformes; Estrildidae. The record is from RefSeq and is a predicted model, not a curated record.